UGCCAACUGGCUGGGAAGAAGCAUAUACUUUUGAAGGUGCAAGAUACUAUAUUAACCAUAAUGAAAGGAAAGUGACCUGUAAACAUCCAGUCACGGGACAGCCCUCCCAGGACAAUUGCAUCUUCGUAGUGAACGAACAGACUGCUACAACCAUGACAUCUGAAGAAAAAAAGGAACGACCUCUAAGUAUGAUAAAUGAAGCUUCAAAUUAUAAUAUGACUUCAGAUUAUGCAGUGCAUCCUAUGAGUCCUGUGGGCAGAUCUUCCCGGGCUUCAAAAAAAGUUCAUAAUUUUGGAAAGAGAUCAAAUUCUAUUAAAAGGAACCCAAAUGCACCUGUGGUCAGACGGGGCUGGCUUUAUAAACAGGACAGCACUGGUAUGAAGCUGUGGAAGAAACGCUGGUUCGUGCUUUCCGAUCUUUGCCUCUUUUAUUACAGAGAUGAGAAGGAAGAAGGUAUCCUGGGAAGCAUACUAUUACCCAGUUUUCAGAUAGCCAUGCUUACCUCUGAGGAUCACAUUAACCGCAAAUACGCUUUUAAGGCAGCCCACCCAAACAUGCGGACCUAUUAUUUCUGCACCGAUACAGGAAAGGAAAUGGAGUUGUGGAUGAAAGCCAUGUUAGAUGCUGCCCUUGUACAGACAGAACCUGUGAAAAGAAUUACCUUUAAUUUCCGAGUGGACAAGGUUACCUCUGAAAAUGCACCAAGUAAAGAAAUCAAUAACAUCCCCAACCAUAGAGUACUAAUUAGACCAGAGGUCCAGAACAACCAGAAAAACAAGGAAAUGAGCAAACAUGAAGAAAAGAAGGCACUGGAAGCUGAAAAAUAUGGGUUUCAGAAGGAUGGUCAGGAUAGACCUUUAACAAAAAUUAAUAGCGUGAAGUUGAACUCUCUGCCAUCUGAAUAUGAUGGUGGCUCCACAUGCCCGUUGCCAGUUGGACACUACAGGCCUGUCCACAUGAACAGUGCAGAGAACAGGACCGUCAACGUCAGCCUGGCAGAUCUUCGAGGCAGCAGUCACCACAGUGCAGGCCCUGUCCAUGCAGAAGCUGACAGGGUCAUACAGAGAACGAACUCCAUGCAACAGCUGGAACAGUGGAUUAAAAUCCAGAAGGGCAGGGGACUUGAGGAAGAAAACAGGGGAGUCAUUUCUUACCAAACGUUACCAAGGAACAUGCCCAGCCACCGAGCUCAGCCCGUGGCCCGCUACCCCGAAGGUUACAGGACUCUCCCGAGAAACAGCAAGACCCGGCCCGAGAGCAUCUGCAGCGUGACCCCGUCCACGCAGGACAGAGCAGGGGCGCCAGGCGCCGAGGACAAGCGGCGGUCUAUGCGUGGAGACACCAUGUGGCAACUCUACGAGUGGCAGCAGCGACAGUUUUAUAAUAAGCAGAGCACCCUCCCUCGACACGGGACCUUGACCAGCCCCAAAACCAUGGUCAGCAUUUCCGACCAGACCAUGCACUCCAUUCCCACCUCCCCCUCCCACGGUUCCAUCGCCGCUUACCAGGGAUACUCGCCUCAGCGGACGUACCGGUCAGAAGUGUCCUCCCCGAUUCAGAGAGGAGACGUGACGAUCGACCGCAGACUCAGGGCGCACCCCGCCAAGCAUGUCUAUGCGCCUGAAAGAAGGUCAAUGCCAGCCAGCCUGACUUUGCAAUCUGUCAGUCCCCACAGCCUCCAAGGCAAGACGCCUGAGGAGCUCACGCUGCUGCUGAUAAAGCUGAGGCGGCAGCAGGCUGAGCUGAGUAGUAUCCGGGAGCACACCUUAGCGCAGCUCAUGCAGCUGAAACUUGAGGCCCACAGCCCAAAGAAUGAAAUUCUUUCACAUCAUCUUCAAAGGAACACCAUAUAUUUGGAUCAUCAGAUGAAAGAAAAUGAACCUAUUAUCACCAUGGUUCACACAAUGAUUGAGAACUCGGCGCUAAGACCCCAACUGUACCAGCAAUUCUUAAGACAGAAGAACCAGAUAAGUCUCUAUUGUCUAUCCCAAGAUGACUGCAGAGGCACAUUGUACAAAUACAGACCCGAGGAAGUAGAUAUCGAUGCCAAGCUGAGCCGGUUAUGUGAACAAGAUAAAGUGGUCCAUGCUCUGGAGGAGAAACUUCAGCAACUCCACAAGGAGAAAUACACGCUUGAGCAAGCUUUGCUGUCAGCCAGCCAGGAAAUAGAAAUGAAUGCAGAUAACCCAGCAGCCAUUCAGACGGUGGUGUUACAGAGGGACGAUCUGCAGAACGGGCUGCUUAGCACAUGUCGAGAACUCUCUCGAGCCACUGCUGAACUGGAACGCGCAUGGCGAGAAUACGAUAAGUUAGAAUAUGACGUAACUGUCACCAGGAGCCAGAUGCAGGAGCAGCUCGAUCGCCUGGGUGAAGUUCAGACUGAAUCAGCAGGUAUUCAGCGUGCACAGAUUCAGAAAGAACUUUGGAGAAUUCAAGAUGUCAUGGAGGGACUGAGCAAACACAAACAACAGAGAGGUACUACAGAAAUAGGUAUGACAGGAUCAAAGCCUUUCUCAACAGUUAAGUACAAAAAUGAGGAAGAGGAAGUAGUCCCACCUCGUCCUCCACUUCCUCGGUCCUAUGACUUUACAGAGCAGCCUCCCAUAAUCCCCCCUCUGCCCAGUGAUAGCAGCUCCUUGCUCUGUUAUAGCAGGGGCCCAGUCCAUCUGCCUGAAGACAAGAAGAUUCAUCAAGUUCAAGGAUAUCCAAGAAAUGGAUCUCACUGUGGUCCAGAUUAUAGACUCUACAAGAGUGAACCAGAGUUAACAACAGUGGCAGAAGUUGAUGAAUCUAAUGGAGAAGAAAAGUCAGAACCUGUUUCAGAAAUGGAAACUUCAGUUAAAGGUUCCCACUUUCCUGUUGGCGUAGUCCCUCCGAGAACAAAAUCACCAACACCUGAGUCCUCUACAAUCGCCUCAUAUGUAACCUUGAGGAAAACUAAGAAAAUGAUGGAUUCAAGAACGGAAAGACCGCGAAGUGCAGUGGAACAGCUGUGUUUGGCUGAAAGCACUCGACCUCGAAUGACUGUGGAAGAGCAAAUGGAAAGAAUAAGGAGACACCAGCAAGCAUGUCUGCGGGAAAAGAAGAAAGGACUGAAUGUUCUUGGUGCUCUAGACCAGACACCCUUACAGAGUCCUUCAAAUUUAAGGGAUAAUCCAUUCAGGCUUACCCAGACUCGAAGGAGGGAUGAUAAAGAACCUGACGCUGUCAUUAGAGAAAAUGAUGGAAAACCAGACCACGAAACUCCUGCAGCAGAAAUUGUUCGACUAAAAGCAGCUGAAUCUGAAAGCACAGAUUUCAACAGAGAGUCUAAUAAAACAGAAAAUGUAUUUUGUGAAACACUUUUCAAACCUGAGCCGAAUGGAAUAAAUACUGAGGAAGUGGUGGAUACAGAGAGAAACCAAGAAAAAGUACCUGAGGAUAUUUCAAACAGCCCUCAAAAUGAGACACAGCUCACAAACCAUAAACCAGAAGGCCACUUGGAAGAAAAUACGAAGGACAAUAUUCAUGAGCAGGAAGAAACUGUUAUAUCUUAUGAGCUAACUCUGGAGGCCUCCAAAGGAAAUCAGACAAUGGCAGUGAAAAAUGUGCCCCCUCCUCUUGAGUCCUCGGCGUCACCAGUCCCGUCCACUCAGCCGCAGCUCACAGAAGGAUCCCAUUUCAUGUGUGUGUAGUCUCGGAAAAACUAUACUGAAUUCUCUUGAAACUAUUCAAAGCUAAGGACAUGGACCUUCAGCAGUGUGAGGAGAUAUUGUACAGUAUAUUUUAAAUCUAUGAAAUUCAUAGUUCUGAUGCUUUUGGCCACAGAGCAUCAUUUUAUCACUUCUGGAAAAUGUUUAUUCCAAAACAGCUUUAAUAACCCCACACAUGCACUCCGUCAGCUCCAGGUCGUUGUCUGGACACCAGCUUGCUGCUAGGAUUUCAGAGCACACACGUGAAGGUGCUUUUUCAUGUGCAGUCUACAGCCACGGCUGACUUAGUUGCUGAUUUCCAGAUCUCGAUGUCUCUAAAGUCUAGGUAGAUUUCUAUUUCUUUUUGCUUUUCAGGACAUUUGUUCAGUUACUUCCGAGAAAGCCUGUUUUCCUUUUUCUUUUUACUCCUCCUGUUUCACUUAUUGCAAUGCUUUGUUUCACACUUGAUUUGUAAAAAUUUUAUAUAUAUAUUUAAAAUGUGCCAUUUUAUUAUCGCUAAGUGAAGUAUGUCCCGUUUCUGCUAUCAUUAUUUCUCGGUCAGAUUGCAACGUUAGCAGUUACUGCCACACACACUCAUCCGCUUAACCGCAAAUGUUAAUGCUUACUUUUUCUUAAAAACAAUUAAAAAUGUAGGUACUUUGAAGUACUGGGCUUAUACUUCAUUGGAAUAGAUGUGUACAGCAAUAAGCAGGUUUUCAAAUCCAGUACUUAGUCUGUGUACAAAUGUAAUUAUGUUCAUUGUGUAUAUAUUAUACAAUGAGCACAUGUAAUGUAAGUAUUAAAGGCUACUUCCUAUUGUUUAAAUGCAAAUGUUCAUAUCUCAUUUCUUUUUUAUCAUGUUAAAUAAAUGUUGAUGUUCUUAAA
This is a messenger RNA of Condylura cristata (star-nosed mole), 4556 nucleotides long. RefSeq names its product pleckstrin homology domain containing, family A member 5 (gene PLEKHA5). The record is from RefSeq and is a predicted model, not a curated record. Gene Ontology annotation, cellular component: cytosol. The coding region runs from base 153 to 3674 and encodes 1173 amino acids. Gene Ontology annotation, molecular function: phosphatidylinositol-5-phosphate binding; phosphatidylinositol-3-phosphate binding; phosphatidylinositol-4-phosphate binding. The transcript has 30 exons. NCBI's taxonomy places the organism in Eukaryota, Metazoa, Chordata, Mammalia, Eulipotyphla, Talpidae.